UGCAUACACUAAAGGUCUUGCAUAGGGCCAAGGGUUACUAUUUUUUGCAUAUGCGGUACAAAGUUGAUUAGUGCAUUAGUCACAUGCUACUGCAACCAUUGUAGAAGAAAGUUUUUAGCCGAAUCUUUAUACCAUAAGAAGGAGUGGACCUAUACGUGUUAGAACCCAUAAGUUAGUCUGGCUUAGGUCAGAGCCAUGUAAACAUCUCCUAACUCUGCCUUGCUGAGAGUUUUAGCCAGCCAGAAAAAUGUUCAUUUUCCUUACCCUGCUAAUGUAAGGCAUAACUACAUCUAAGCCACAAAUGUUAUACCUAGGUCUAAAAUCAAGUUAUUGUUCCUGCUCAUGUUCCUGAAAACUUUGUUGUUGCAAGAGAGGAGAACACUAAACAAGGGCCUCUAUGAAUUACUCUAAUCUCUUUGCUGGUCAGGUUAGUGGCACCAUCCCUCUGCCCUGGUGCAAGAACUUUUAAAGAAAAUUUAGCUUUUUGGAGAAAUAGGGAACAUAUGUGUGAAGCUGACUGGAGAGGCAGAUACCACCAUUUGACCUAAAUUAAGUCAGAAAACGAUCCUUGGAGCAAUGUCCCAUCUCGAAAUAAGGGCAUCUUGGCCCCUCUUGAACAUAUUCAAUGAAUCAAGACUAGCAACAGGAAGGGACUUCCAUUAUCUCAUUGAUCUUACUGUAAAGAAAGAGCGCAAUGACUAAGUUUAUCCUGGUAGAUAAUCAAAAUCCAAACAGUCUAAAAUAAAGAAAACUAUGCCGGACCACACCCUUCUGCCAGUGAUAUAGGUCAUAUUUGGUUUUCUUCCUUCUAAGUAGUCUUUACUAUGGCAUCUAAUGAUCUGGAGGAAGAGCUGCUCUGCUCCAUCUGUCUGCAGAUCUAUACUGAUCCCAUAACCCUGAGAUGUGGACACAACUUCUGCCGAAACUGUAUUGAUCAGUUCUUGGAUACACAGCAUGAAUCUGGAGUUUAUUCCUGUCCUGAAUGUAGAGUAAAGUUUCACGAUCGACCUGUAUUGAUAAGGAACAUAACUCUACAUAAUGUAGCAGAACGUCUCCAGUCUUCUCAGCCACCUCAGGAGGAGGCCACCGGGAUCUGCUGCACUUUCUGCGUGGACUCUCCUGUACCUGCUGUAAAGUCCUGUCUGCACUGUGAGACUUCUCUAUGUGAAAAUCAUCUGAGAGUUCACAGCAAGGAACCUGAACACGUCCUGACUGACCCCAGCACUUCUCUGGAGAAAAGGAAAUGUUCUGUCCAUAAGGAAGUUUUAAAGUACUAUUGUCCUAAGGAUGCUAUAUGUAUUUGUGUGUCCUGUGGUUUGGCCGGAGAACAUCGGGGACACCAAGUGGAGAUGCUGGAUGAGGCCUCUGAGAAGAAGAUGAAGAAACUGAGAAAUGUUCUGCAAAUACUGACAACUAAGUGGAUUCAGUCCAAGUACAGAGUCCAGAGUCUGGAGGAGCGAUGGAAAAGAGCUCAAGAAAAGGCAGCUGGAGAAGUGGAGAGAGUCACUGCCGUAUUCAUAGACAUGAGAAGACGGCUGGACGACCUGGAGAAGAAGGUCCUGAGUGAGAUCUCCAGGCAGGAGGAGCAGAUAUCAUUGUCACUGUCUGCUCUGAUCCAGAAUCUGGAAAUAAAGAAGGACGAGCUGUCCAGGAAGAUGAGGCACAUUGAGGAGCUGUGUAACAUGACGGAUCCACUGACUGUCUUACAGGAUCCAGACACAGGUGACUUGUGUGAUCCUGAGGAGGGGGGAGGGGAUGAGGACACAGGGGGACAUGAUCAGACACAUGAUGUAGAUGGGGAUCUGAUUAUAAGAAUGAUACAUGCAGGUUUCUCUGUCAUAAUGACAUAUCUACCGACCAUCUCACCUGCAAAACCAAAAGAAAUGCCGCCAAAAUCCCCCAAAGCUCGAACUCUUCCUAAGAAAACACAAGUUUUACGUUUGCCAAGUACCAAGUAUGUGCCAAGUAUAAAGUAUGUAAACUUGGGGAUCAAAGGUGUUGGGGGUAAGGUAUCGGCUGCAGGAGAUGGAGGGAUCUAUGGGCAGGGUCCUGCAGAUAUAUCAUUGGAUGUAAACACGGCUGGGAAUAAUGAUAAUCAGGUGAUAAGCAGAAGGAGAUUCUCCUCGGGACGACAUUACUGGGACGUAGAGAUCAGUAAAUCCGGAUGGUGGAGAGUGGGGAUGUGUUAUUCCAGUAUGGACAGGAGGGGUGGAGAGCCAGUCAUUGGAGAUAACAAGAAGUCCUGGAGUUUGUGUAAACGGCUGAGGUUUUUUGUUACUCAUUAUUCAGUCAGACAUGAUGGUAAAGAGACCCAGUUACCUCACCAGGUCUCCAGUGAUAGAGUCAGGAUCUGUCUGGAUUAUGGGGCCGGGCAGCUGUCCUUUUAUGAGCUGUGUGACCCCAUCAGACACUUACACACCUUCACCACCACCUUCACCGAGCCCCUUCAUGCUGCGGUAUGUAUAUGGGAAGGUUCUAUAAAGAUAUCAGGGGGGGAGGAGCAGCUGUGAGGAAACAUUAUCAUAGAAUAAUCCUGCCCAGAUGACAUCACAGAAUCUGGUUGGUGGAGCAGGAAGUAUAUGAUACUUGAGGGAGGGGCUAAAUUUAAUCUUUUUCUCUAUAUCACAAAUUUUCCUGAUGGUUAUGAAUACUUUCCCACUAAGAGAUAAUAAAGUUUAAAUGUCAAGAUGAAAUUUUAGUAAUAAUCUGUUUAUUAUUUUCAUUAAAAAAACGGAUAACGUGCAUAACACCCAUCCCCCAGGUGUUCCUCAGUCCUGAGUUAUGACUCUUUAAAUUGAUUGAUACAUUAAUAAACCUGCUCUAUUACUCCAUGAUGUUUCGGCCUCAUUAUUAAAGGGG
Hyla sarda is the source of this 2859-nucleotide messenger RNA. Its product is annotated as E3 ubiquitin/ISG15 ligase TRIM25-like. Gene Ontology annotation, molecular function: protein binding; zinc ion binding. NCBI's taxonomy places the organism in Eukaryota, Metazoa, Chordata, Amphibia, Anura, Hylidae. The transcript has a single exon. Bases 825 to 2510 code for a protein of 561 amino acids. The record is from RefSeq and is a predicted model, not a curated record.